GAAAAAGCAACAUCUUUCCUUCCUAGUAGAAAUUAGAAAAGCCCCUCACAACACGUCUCCCUCACUUCAAUUUUCCAUCCCUCAAACCCCCAAAAAAGCUUACUCUUUUUCACUCCAUGCACCUAAUAAUAACGUAUUCUCUCUUUCACACACGGUCUUCCCUCCCCCUUCUACCAAAUUUCCUCAAAGUCACCAAACCCACUCCACCCUAAUAAAAACCAGUACCAUAUCAACAUAUCAAUCAAAUUCACAGCCAGGAACCCCUAUGCCUAUCAAAAUGCGUUGCUUUAAACCUCCGGCCUUGGCUAUGAUUGCCAUUUUCCUUUUGAUUGCCUCCGUUGCAGGUCCAGUCCACGCUGACGAAACCCCACCCGCGCCUGGCGAGGAAAAGUGCGGCUCGUGCUCUCAAAGCCCCCCUCCGCCAUCACCGCCACCACCAUCUCCGCCGCCACCGUCAUUGCCGCCGCCUUCUCCCAAAAAACCACCGCCGUCCACUCCGUACUGCCCUCCGCCGCCAUCGACGCCAUCGACGCCAUCAACGCCAUCGACACCAUCAACGCCAUCAUCACCGUCCACGCCGUUGAUAUACAUCACCGGUCCACCGGGGGACUUGUACCCUGUUGACCAUAGUUUCAAUGGUGCUAGCCGGAGUUUGGUCACGGGGUCACCGGUUUUGGUUGGCUGUGGAUUGUUGGGUCUUCUUCUGGCCUUUUGGUGAUCAUGUACUUGUUCAUUCGUAAUUUCUUAUGCGGUAAGUAAGAUUAGUUCAGAUGGUAUAUGGUUCUAAUUAAGGGACAUAAAAAAUUUCUGGAUGUUAUAAUUAGGGAUCAACAGUUUGAUUUUUGUACUCCAGGGAAUUAUAAGGGCACAAAUUUAAUACUUUCGUUUUCAUACUUGCUCUUAUCAAUUGUGUAAUAAUCUUUCGAUUUCAAUUUUAUUGUCAAUCUCGUGAUCAGUAAUUACGUAAUUGACUUUGUUCUUUGGGUUCA
Molecule: messenger RNA, 989 nt
Organism: Prunus dulcis (almond)
Lineage: Eukaryota; Viridiplantae; Streptophyta; Magnoliopsida; Rosales; Rosaceae
Product: chitin-binding lectin 1-like
Exons: 1
Coding region: 266-718 (150 amino acids)
Source: RefSeq, a predicted model, not a curated record